GCAUUUAAGUGUUUGCGUUACCUUUGUUUUUUGAAGGGACAAUAUGAAAAGGAAUGUGCGUUUGCGAGUAUCGGUUUCACAACACUCAAACUUGCACCAGUUUGUUCUUGGAAAGGGGUAUUAGUCAGUGCUAUCCUCUGGUUAUGCAAUUCAUUUGCCAUACUGACUACCCAAGCUCCAAAUUUCGGUGAAAUGGUACAAAACCCAAAAUUUUCCCAGGUCUUAGGAAAACACCAAAUUUUAAGAAAGAUUACGAAUCAUUAUUUGACUUUGGAGAAAGUCCGAAGAUUCCCCCAAAAUCAAGAGGCAAAUAAAAGAAGGCGAGAUUUUAGGAGUACACUAUGGAAAUUCCUUUGAAAAAGUCUGUGGUUAUAGGUGACCAUAAUCAAAUUGUAGCCUUAAUUAACGCAGAAAGUUUUUCACCAGCUUAAUUACCCGGUCUCGGCUUUUCACUACAGUCAUAUAAAAGUUCAUAUUAUUCACCAGUCUCAAGAAAUGUGGCGGAAGACCAGGAAUGCGCUCGAGCGUUUCGGCGAUUUCCUCAAAAUAGUUUACGCGUUUUGUGUAAAACUGUAGACCGGGAAAAUUUUUGGGGAUUUAUUCUUACUUCAAGAUUUUCUGUUGCGGUUUUUCUAUGAUUUCCCCGUCGUUAAAAUCCCCCGAAAUUCGGAAGGUCGGCAAUCUGGGGCAGCCAAUGCGGAUUUCCCCUCUAAAUUUCCCUAUCUAGGGGAAAUAUAUCGAAGUUAUACCCUAACCCUCCUCAAAAUUAAAUUCAAGUUGUCUAUUCUGUAUCAAUAUUAACACGUCGAAUUGUUAAGUUCGCUCGAAAUUCAGCAGGAUUGUAUACCAAAACAAUUACUUUAAUAGACAAACUUGCUUACGUCCUAGGUAUACUGCAGUACACUUAAGGCGUUUGUCUUUAUUUUACCCAGGACAACCAAGUUUUCUACCCAUUCGAUAUGAUUUAAACGGUUGAUUUAUAUGAGGUGAAUAAGCUGUUAACAAGUUUUACAUGAAGUUCUCAGUAGUAUUUACGUUUGGGUGACAGUUAAGUGUUAGUAUUGCAAUUAACCCAAAAGAUUGUCUUCAACCAUGAUCUAAAAUAAUGUAGUUAAUGCUAAGUUUAUUAAACAUGUGUUUAUUAAGGCUUCUUAGUUAAAGUAAAAUGCCAAUGCUUACAUAUACUCUCACCUUUUCCCAAAUACAGACAGAUGAUAUCAUAGUUUUGUGUUAUACGUCGUUUCAGCUGCUAUCUCGAUGUAAAUCUCUGAUCUAAGUGAACUCUGGCUUUAAAUUGGGGUCAGAGUCGCUAAAAUAAGAAGUGAUAUUGUUUCACAAAACGUCCAAAUGUUGACAUGUACCUUGCUAAAUCUAAAUUAGGCUGCUUAGUUUUGGUUUUGAUAACUGGGAACUGAGUGGCGUCCUGAUAUAUUUAGUAUAACUGAAUAAUACACUCGCUAGAUAACAAUAAACUACGUCAUACUAAUUGACUGGUCCCAUUGUCAGUUUAUUUCACUACUUUUAUUAGUUCUGUUUCUGUGUAAUCCUUUAAAGAGUAACAAACAGAUGUGUUGCUUCAAGCCGACAAACUUCGUUCUAUUUUUGUCAUAAUGACAAUGCUUAUCUCUCUAUUAUAGGAACCUCCAUUUCCAAAAAGGUCUCAGAUAAUCGAACUGCCAGCUGACGGGCCUACAUGUUCACAUGGUCCCAUGUUAAAAAUAGUUGAUCAGACCUCCCGUUCGUUUCAUUAUGCUUGUUCGGCAUUUCGUGAUAAAGGUGAAUGUGAGAAACAGGACUUGUACCAGAGUAGCACUUUAAGAAACUGGUCAUCGGAAGAUAUUCUCGGGAUAAGUCAGUCAGAUAGAGCCUAUUGUUACACUUGUGAUUGUUUGUUUUCAUUGUCACUGAGUGGACAAAAGCAUGAAAUGCACGAGUAUAGGAAAAACCUAACAGAUAAUCUAUUGGGAAUGCCAUCAUACCUGCUAAAACCACUGGAAAAUUCUAAGGCUCAUGCACAAUAUUUUUUUUCUUUAGACACUUUGAAUCGACUGUACUCCAUCAUUCAAAAACUGUCAGUAGACUAUGUCAUCUGUAUUGGUUCACCACGUCUACAUGACUUCAUCCAACUUCAGCAUAUACAUAGAGGACAAUUAUUAGACUCAUAUUUAUUAGAUAUGGACAUUCGGCUGUCUAGUUUCUAUCAUCCACAUCGUUUCUCACGAUAUAAUAUGGUAAACGGAUUUUUCUUCAGUCGAACGGAAGAAGAAAAUUUUCAUCAUUUCAUCAAGGAUAAUAUAAAGCCUGAUGAUAAAUGCUCCAUAUUUUGUGAUCCUCCAUUCUCUGCACCAUUGUCAUUAAUUGUGAAGCAGAUCAAUUCAAUAAUACAGUAUAUUUCAAGCUUCCAAAUUACUAAAAAUAAUUGCAAGAGUUUAAAUCAAAAUGAUAUUCCAUAUCUGCUAGUUCUCCCGUUUUUCUUCGAGAAAAAGCUGCAAAAGAUUGCCCCAUUUUUAAACUUGCUGGAUUAUAAAAUCACUUAUGAAAACCACUCAAGACUGGAUUGUGAUAUCACUGAUAAUCGAAACCACAGGGAUUUAACUAAUAAAAUUGGUGAUCAUUCAAAUAGAGGACAGAGGCGCGACUCAAUUGUUCGCUUGUUUACAAGUUUACUUCCUUCUUUGGUCCAUCCACCUAAAUCAAUAGAGAAAUGUUUCAGGUUUUGUGAAAUUUGUCAACGUUAUUCGCACAUAACAAAUCUACACUGUCCUAAAUGUGAUCGUUGCACAACUAAACAUGGACCAACCUAUGUACACUGUGAUAAAUGUAAUCGUUGUAGACCUGCAAAGAAAUUUCAUUGCGAUCAAUGUAAACAUUGUGUAUCUAUCAAUCAAUGCGUUCAUCAAUCCAAACGCAAAAAGCUCUCUUACAAUACAUCUGAUAAUUUGUAAUCUGUAAAUUAAUAUUUAUUCAAUAAAAUAUUUUCUACUUUGAA
This is a messenger RNA of Schistosoma guineensis, 2989 nucleotides long. Lineage: Eukaryota; Metazoa; Platyhelminthes; Trematoda; Strigeidida; Schistosomatidae. The record is from the annotation of a GenBank genome assembly.